AUGGUGGUAGCGAAUGAGUUCGAGGACGGUUUCGAUCUGGAUAAAAUUGAUGCUGAGAUCAAGAUUGAGAAGAUACGACAGACAGCUUCAAAGUUGUCCUGGGAUGGCUUUCAACAGGCUCUUCGACGGAACUUAAUGGAAAAGCGAUUCGUUUUUGACACUGAAGGACGAAUCGAUUUGCUUCAUGCUAUUUCUACAAUCAGACGGAACUUGCCGGUCGACAAAAACGCUGAGCUUCCGGUUCAACUGAGACAACUCUCCGAUAGUUUGGAGUGCGUUCUCAGUUCACAGCAGGGUGUUUCCACUAUGAAAAAUGCCGAUGUUGUCCUGGAGUUUGCUUACGACAAUGAUCAGGCAACUAGCGAUGACGCAUUUGAAUAUGUGAAGAAAGGGGAUUUUGGUAGUUUGCGGGCCAAGAUCUUUGCCGUGAUUGCAACAAUACCAAGUGGACUCUCGGCAGCAGAAAAAAGCUUGUGUGUGGCUGCGCUUGACAUCUUCGAAGCGUACUUAUCAGCAUCAAAUGAUGUUAAGCCUUCGUUUGAAAAUAUUGGAACGUUUCCACUAGGCUUUCUUCUCCAACGCACAGCAUUACGACCAGCAAGGAUCUUCUACACAGUUGAACCAAGUUAUGUGGUCAUCAAAAAGGCACAGUUAGAACCUUCAGACUUCGACAACCUUGAUUACAUGGAGCUUUCGGUGGCUACUGUUGACAGAGAGGUUGAACUUCCCGCUGGAGAUGUGAGCUAUGGAAUGUGGCGUCGAUUGGAAAGGCAUUUAGCGAGACCGGCUGCUGUAAAAGAAAACGUUAACCUUUAUCGAUAUAUGAGUGGUUUCAAGUUUCAGGAGUCCGAACUAGUGAUGCGCACGAGCUUUCCGGAACCCUAUCUGCAGCAUAGGUAUAUUGUCAGUAACAGCUCGCUUCUGGAAGAACGGGAUUGCGUCAUAUCAGAGAUCUGCAUAGGAAAUGGCUCUUAUCUCACAGAAAUAGUUUCCAUUGUCCGUGCGCAGGCAAUGCAUAACAGUUUAUGGGAGUCCUUGCUAGCAAUGUGCAGUGGCAAAUGUAAGAGUGAGCAACCUUAUUUGGAUGUUCGCAUUGUGCCAUCGCCAGCUCGUUACGAGCUAUCAUUCUGUGCUGCUAACAAAGUGUACCUAGUUAGAAUUGAAUUAACACGGGAGUUUGAGUGGAUUGGAACAGUAGAAGAUGCGAAUGGCGCUAUUGUGAGUGCAGAUCUCAACUCUUUGUUAACUCAGAGGAUUAAUAGAACACGCUCCAUUCCUGUUGCAUUGGUACGUGUACUGAAGGAGCUUGGUUGUGAAACCGUCCACGGUCGACCUGUUUGUGAAGAUCAAAUGUCGAUGGAAGUGGAUUAUGAGCACGGUCUUGUAUCGAGCAUGGAUAAAGUUGGCAAUGCGUGGUUGCCAAUGUUCAACAGAAGUAAACAACCAAAGAAAUCGUGUCAACCAAACUUACCUGAAUUCACAUUUGAAGUGCACACAGUACCUUUAACAACACCUGGUGGCCUGCUUGCGUCAUACAAGGAAAUUGCCUCAGAGCGUGGAGCUCAUCCACUGACGGCUGCUCGAGCGGAAGCGCGCACCCAUCUGGUGCAAUCUGAUACAGCGCUAGCUAUAUCGGACCUGGAGGCGAUUUGUCAGCUAGCCGAUGGCAUGGAUGAUGAUAGCAAAACGUCGACGCCAUCGCUACCUGCGCGACACUCGACCAGUCCAGCGUCGUCGCGCCCCCCUGGCUGUGUUGGUAGCAGUGGUCCUGGUUCCGGUGUUCCGCAAUUAAGUCCACUGGAGACUGCUAGGUUAAAGAUGACAUCUUAUCGGGAAAUGAAAGUUGACAAGAUCAACGGACCACCGGAUAAAGCGAUGGGAUCAGAGGAAAAACGAACUGGAAUUUUCCAAAAUUUAUCUCUCAGAGAAAAUUGUUUUGUACAUGUAUUCCAAGCGUGGUUCUUUGAACUGGAGUGCUCAUCUACUUGGAGAGUAUUCUUUGUAACGCCAUGUGCGUUGUCGUUUGCGUGGAAAUUCACCCACUGGAAUCACGUAUUGCAAGAGUCUCAGCAUGUAGUCUUCACACUUCGCUGCUUGACUCGAUCCUUCAAACUCAAUGAGAUUGAUGAUGAUACCUCGAUUUCGACGAAUAUGGACUUCGAUGUUAGCUAUACAAGAAGAGCGUGCAUAUCCGACUACACUGAAGAGGUGAAGAGCUGCGCUAGAGCAUUCUUGGUCUAUUCGCUACAAGCAAUUGCCAUUUCCCGUGGAGUGGAGCGGACUUCUUUUUCACCUCAUCUUCUGGGAUUCCUCCGAGAUGGCCGCGAUAUUUGUGACGAUACCGUGUCCUACGCGAUUAAUCGAACUCUCGAGAGCGAUCAUAGUGUGGGGGCUGCAGCGGCAGUGGGACUGGCAUCGGCUACUCCGGACGUAUUCGAAUUCGCCGAUGACCGAUCUGUUGGCAGCGGAUCGGCCUAUCCGUCACCUUCGCCACAAUUUACUCCAUUUGCCUGCGGCACUGCUGGAAGUCCCUUGGCAGGACAAUCGAUCAGGGGCGCUACAACGAAACGACGUCCGCGUGCUCGUAAAACAGCUAACAUUGGUGGUCGGAUUGGCGACUUUCCAUCAUCAAUCAUGAAAGGUCCCACAAUGACUGGGGUUUCGACACGGAAACCUCGUGGAAAAACUGGAGUACGGCGUCCACGUGGUUCUCGGAAAGCUGCCUUAACGAUAACACAUGCGGAAUUGGAAAUACAUUCGCGAGUGCCUCCUCCAUUACAAAGAUCUUACAGCGAUUAUGAACAGUUGUCGAAUCAGGGACUUGUUGGAGCAUCAACUUCACCUUACUUAGACACUGAAUCUGACGAUGAAUGCGAUCCUCCACCUCCACCAAAAUCGCUGGGAAUAUUCCAAUCGCCGGCGACAAGUCAUACGUUGACAUCUUCUUCAGCUGCGAACAGUCCUUCCCAUUCAAUGAGUCCGCUUUACGCCACCUCCGGUACUCCUGUGUCGACCUCCCACCCGCCUCAAUCUCCGCUGGCGACAGCUUCGCCAUCGGUUAAUCGGCCAAGUACAGUUCCGUCGCCACGAUCGAACCAAUCCAAAAAACCAAACGUUGAUGCUGUAGUUGGAAGAGUGAAAACAACGGUACCGCAGCAAACUACUUCGGCAGCAAAAAGGAGUGUCUUCAACGAUCUCUACGACGAUGGGACUGAAUCUUCACCACCUCCUGAAGAGCGCACGUCGCUAGCGUCGACUAUAUCAUCUACGGCUAAUACGUCAGUUAGCGCAACACCAUUGCAGUCUACUACGAUCACUACUCAAGCAAGCACAUCUUCUCCACGAGUCUCCGAAUCGGUGAGAGAACAGGCUGCGUCUGGUGACCUCCUACAAAGCAAUACGCCAACAGUAAAUAUUGAAGGGGCUAAUAAAUUAAUUUUGAAGAUUCCAAAAGUAUCAUCACGAGCGUCACCAUCGGUGGAAACUCAGAAGACAAAGUCGAUUCCAAUGCAGACAAUGCCAAAAUUAGAAAGACAAGAUAAGAAACGAGAAAAGGAGAGAAAAGAAGGCCAUAAGGACAAAUCAAAGGACAAGUCCGAUGAAACUCGAAGGCAAAAAAGAAAGGCUGAAGGAAAAGAAAAAGAACGCGAGCAUAAAAAACACAAGACAUCAAAUAUUCCAACGCAAUGCGACGUCAGUACACCAAGUACAUCAUCUACUACCAGUUCUUCAGUUAAAACGGCACCUUUACCUUUUGGAUUUGUCGGAAGUCUGAAGAAUUUCAAAAUUCCGAAGCGAGAGGAUGUGAAGGAGAAUGGGAAAGAAAAAGAGGUAUUGCCCCCUGCUCCGACGCGACCUGUGCCACCUACACCUCCAACCCUUCCAAUGCCAACUCCCAAUCCACCUCUUCCUUUGAAAUCGGCGAUACCAAAGAAAAUUCCAGUUCCAAUCCCACAGCCACCAAUAAUUCCAAUGCCUCGUCAGCCCUUGCUCAGCACUCCACCGUCGGUACCACCAGCUGGACCACCACCGCUAGGUGGUGGACCUCCUCGUAAGCCACCAGGAAUUCUUGAUCAUAGAGACAGAAGGUGA
Messenger RNA from Angiostrongylus costaricensis, 4092 nucleotides. NCBI's taxonomy places the organism in Eukaryota, Metazoa, Nematoda, Chromadorea, Rhabditida, Metastrongylidae. The record is from the annotation of a GenBank genome assembly.